Messenger RNA from Chrysochloris asiatica (Cape golden mole), 927 nucleotides. It is a transcript of the gene AURKC, whose product is annotated as aurora kinase C. Lineage: Eukaryota; Metazoa; Chordata; Mammalia; Afrosoricida; Chrysochloridae. The transcript has 7 exons. The coding region runs from base 1 to 897 and encodes 298 amino acids. Gene Ontology annotation, biological process: regulation of cytokinesis; protein phosphorylation; mitotic spindle organization. Gene Ontology annotation, molecular function: protein kinase activity; ATP binding. Gene Ontology annotation, cellular component: chromosome passenger complex; spindle midzone; spindle pole centrosome. The record is from RefSeq and is a predicted model, not a curated record.
AUGAGUCUCCGGAAAGCUGUGAAGACCUCAGGUCCUGCUGGGCCCACAGGAGCUACAGAGCAGCCCUGCAGACGGAACUUAAGGAUUGACGACUUUGAAAUUGGGCGUCCGCUGGGCAAGGGGAAAUUCGGCAACGUGUACCUGGCUCGGCUCAAGGAGAACCACUUCCUUGUGGCCUUGAAGGUCCUCUUCAAAUCGCAGAUCGAGAAGGAAGGAUUGGAGCAUCAGCUGCGCAGGGAGAUUGAAAUCCAGGCCCAUCUACAACACCCCAAUAUCCUGCGCCUCUACAACUACUUCCAUGAUACGCGGCGGGUGUACCUGAUUCUGGAAUAUGCUCCCAGGGGCGAGCUCUACAAGGAGCUACAGAAAUGCCACCGAUUAGAUGAGCAGCGCACAGCCACGAUCAUGGAGGAGCUGGCAGAUGCCCUGAUCUACUGCCAUGAGAAGAAGGUGAUUCACAGGGAUAUUAAGCCAGAGAAUUUGCUGCUAGGGCUCAGGGGUGAGGUGAAGAUCGCAGACUUUGGCUGGUCUGUGCACACCCUUUCUCUAAGAAGAAAGACGAUGUGUGGGACUCUGGACUACCUGUCCCCCGAAAUGAUCGAGGGGAGAACAUACAAUGAGACAGUGGAUCUAUGGUGCAUCGGGGUGCUCUGCUAUGAACUUCUGGUUGGCAGUCCUCCCUUCGAGAGCCCCACACACACCGAGACCUACAGACGCAUCCUUAAGGUGGACGUGCGUUUCCCCACCUCACUGCCUUCUGGGGCCCAGGACCUGAUCUCCAAGCUGCUCAGAUACCAGCCCUUGGAGCGGCUGCCCCUGGCCCAGGUUCUGGAGCACCCCUGGGUCCAGGCCCACUCUCGUAGGGUGUUGCCUCCCUCAACACAUGAGGCUUCCUGAGCCCAGUCUGUUCUGUUGUUUUGUGUUUGU